Molecule: messenger RNA, 3123 nt
Organism: Lagenorhynchus albirostris (white-beaked dolphin)
Lineage: Eukaryota; Metazoa; Chordata; Mammalia; Artiodactyla; Delphinidae
Gene: ENTPD5
Product: ectonucleoside triphosphate diphosphohydrolase 5 (inactive)
Exons: 18
Coding region: 565-1851 (428 amino acids)
Biological process (GO): nucleoside diphosphate catabolic process
Cellular component (GO): membrane
Molecular function (GO): UDP phosphatase activity; GDP phosphatase activity
Source: RefSeq, a predicted model, not a curated record
CCUGGGUUGGGAGAGGCUCCGGGGCCUCGUGGAGAGUCCUUGAAGAGGGGUGUGCUGGGGUCAGGCCCUCGGUCCCGUUCUGUACUGUCGUGGCCGGCGCUGCCCGCCCAGGGCCAGCCCCGGAUUCCCAUUUGCUAAUAAGCUCUUGCGUUCGCAGCCCUCUUUUUUUUCUGCGAGUCGCGUAAAGUUGAAAGCUCAUGCAUUUUGGUGCGUUUUGGUUUUGGUUUGGUGCCCCCCUCCGCCCCCCCCUCCAGCACGCCAGUGAAAAGGAGUAGUACUGAAAGUUUGCAUGGUUCCUGGUCAGCAUAGAAAUGUGGAGUGUCUCGGCUGAAUCCUCAUGCAGACAAGAUCAUUAUGGUCCUGGUUGAAAAAGUGAUACAUUAGUUGAAGGAAACAAAGCGAAAGCCUAGAAGGAAAAGAAGAUAUUGUUCUUUAGAUUGAUCCACAUGACCAGCCUAGUUGCUGUAAAAGAAGAAUCCACCAAAGGGAGUGAUUUAAGAUCCACUGCAGGUGUGUUAGCAGCACUGCUUCUGUAACAAAAGACUCACUACAUCUUGGAAGAGAAUGGCCAUUUCCCAGGGGACAGCCUUUUUCAUGCUGGUAGUGUCCUGUGUUUGCAGCACUGUCUUCCACAGAGACCAACAGACUUGGUUUGAGGGUGUCUUCCUGUCUUCCAUGUGCCCCAUCAAUGUCAGUGCCAGCACCUUGUAUGGAAUUAUGUUUGAUGCAGGGAGCACUGGAACUCGAAUUCAUGUUUACACCUUUGUGCAGAAAUUACCAGGACAGCUUCCGAUUCUGGAAGGGGAAAUUUUUGAUUCUGUGAAUCCAGGACUUUCUGCUUUUGUAGAUCAACCUAAGCAGGGUGCUGAGACUGUUCAAGAACUCUUAGAGGUGGCCAAAGACUCAAUCCCUCGAAGUCACUGGAAGAGAACGCCAGUGGUCCUGAGGGCAACAGCGGGACUGCGCUUACUGCCGGAAAAGAAAGCCCAGGCUCUGCUCUUUGAGGUAAAAGAGAUCUUCAGGAAGUCACCUUUCCUGGUACCAGAUGACAGUGUUAGCAUCAUGGAUGGAUCCUAUGAAGGCAUAUUAGCUUGGGUUACUGUGAAUUUUCUGACAGGUCAGCUGCAUGGCCACAGCCAGGAGACUGUGGGGACUCUGGACCUGGGGGGUGCCUCCACCCAAAUCACGUUCCUGCCGCAGUUUGAGAAAACGCUGGAACAAACCCCUAGAGGCUACCUCACUUCCUUUGAGAUGUUUAACAGCACUUAUAAGCUCUAUACACAUAGUUACUUGGGAUUUGGAUUGAAAGCUGCAAGACUAACAGCUCUGGGAGCCCUGGAGACAGAAGGAAUUGAUGGACACACUUUCCGAAGUGCCUGUCUACCAAGAUGGUUGGAAGCAGAGUGGAUCUUUGGGGGUGUGAAAUACCAGUAUGGUGGCAACCAAGAAGGGGAGGCGGGCUUUGAGCCCUGCUAUGCUGAAGUGCUGAGGGUGGUCCAAGGAAAACUUCAUCAGCCAGAUGAGGUCCAGAGAAGCUCCUUCUACGCUUUCUCUUACUAUUAUGACCGAGCUGUUGACACAGACAUGAUUGAUUAUGAAAAGGGGGGUGUUUUAAAAGUUGAAGAUUUUGAAAGGAAAGCAAGGGAAGUAUGUGAUAACCUGGAAAACUUCACCUCAGGCAGUCCUUUCCUGUGCAUGGAUCUCAGUUACAUCACAGCCUUGCUGAAGGAUGGCUUUGGCUUUGCAGGCAACACCGUCUUACAGCUCACAAAGAAAGUGAACAACAUAGAGACAGGCUGGGCCUUGGGGGCCACCUUUCACCUGCUGCAGUCUCUGGGCAUCUCCCACUGAGGCCAAGCCGUUCCUCUGAGGCCUGCAUUUGUCAACCUUGUUAAAGGGAGGACGAGAGAGGAGAGGACUCAGUUGUAUUCUGAGCUAGUCUGGGGACAGCCUAGACUGAAGCCCAGCAGCUGAUUUCAUCUGGAGGAAGGGGCUUUUGUAGACAGGUCUUGCCCUUGAGUCUAGAGAUUUGGACUUAAUUAAUUUUACACCUCAAAUGUGAACUAUUUCCUAACCACUCUUCGUGCACAGCUGGUACCAGAGUCUAAAUCUUUGAGGUUCCUUGUGUGUCACAGAGAGCCAAAAGGAAUAGCUUUGGAACUUAACCUUGGGGAACCCAGGGAUGGAACCCUGGGAACCAAAGAAGAAUCUCAUUUCAACCCUUUCAGUGCCUCAUUCCUUUGAACAUUUUAAUUUUCCUCUUACAUGUUACACUCAGCUGACUGAUUGCAAUCCCAUGACCUAUCAACACCAGUAUUUUCUUUUCCCUGCACGUUGCUCUGUCCCACCUUUAUCUCCACUCACCUACCGAAAAAAAAAGAAAGAAAAAAAUACCUGGUUUUACUUUCCAUGUGUAGUUCAAAGAGGAAAAAAAAAAAAAAAAAGCCGUAUCUGGGGAAUUCCCUGGAGGUCCGGUGGUUAGGACUACGAGCUUUCACUGCCAAGGGCAUGGAUUCGAUCCCUGGUCGGAGAACUAAGAUCCUGGAAGCUGUGCACGUGGUGUGGCCAAAAAAAAAGGUAUCUCUGGUACUGUGAGGUAACCGCUUCUAAAGUGCACAGUAAAACAACCCACCCCCACCCAGGCUGGCACCAGCCUGCAACCACACAUGAACAAAUUCUGCUGCUAAUCAGAUUUUUCCUUUUGACCUAGUUCCUGAGGUCUUUAAACCUGUGCAAUGAAAUUAUUUAUUGUUUUAUAACAGAAUAGUGGUGUCCCACAGAGGAACCAUAAAUGAAAUACGGUGCUGUGAUGAGGAAAUAAUAACUAGCAUUUUAAGAUUUGGUUUUCUUUUCAGAAAGUCUAAUAUACCUAUAAUAAAGGUUAAAGCAAUUUGUGUUUAUUUUGCAUUCUAGUGUUAUUAAUUUUAAAACAGCAAUUCUAACAAAAAUGCAUCAAUUGACUAUUUCUAAUUCUUAUCUUUAUCAAAAAACUGUAUAAAUUUACAACCAGCAUUUUUUUUUAAUUAUAUAAAUCUUCUCCUUAGAAAGGACUGCUAACAAGUGAAAAUGAAUGAGACAGCACCUUAGCAAUUUUUUAGUAAUAAAAAGUUCUUUUCAAUCAAA